Molecule: messenger RNA, 3301 nt
Organism: Neolamprologus brichardi
Lineage: Eukaryota; Metazoa; Chordata; Actinopteri; Cichliformes; Cichlidae
Gene: slc13a2
Product: solute carrier family 13 member 2
Biological process (GO): cellular response to lithium ion; succinate transmembrane transport; alpha-ketoglutarate transport
Cellular component (GO): plasma membrane
Molecular function (GO): alpha-ketoglutarate transmembrane transporter activity; sodium:dicarboxylate symporter activity; fumarate transmembrane transporter activity
Source: RefSeq, a predicted model, not a curated record
UUUCAUUCUCUUUACCACAGUGGCUUUCUGUGGAGCAGACCUCUACUGUUAACCCACCUGAGCUCAGUUUUCAGCUCCACAGCUGCCCUGUGCCUCUUCUUCAUACUGACUAGUGUUUGUGUUAGCGUUGACCUACCUGCAACACUUAGAAAGAAAGAGUUUUUUUCAGUUGUUAGUUCAUUUUUUUGAGAGCAUCAUGUAUAACUGGGAGAGAGUGCUGCAUCUUCUGUGGCACCACAGGAACUAUAUCAUCAUAAUCGUCACGCCACUUGUAUUCCUUCCUCUGCCUCUCGUCUAUCCUUCAUCGGAAGCCAGAUGUGGCUACGCGAUCAUCCUCAUGGCUCUGUACUGGUGCACAGAGUGCAUGCCUCUGGCUGUGACUGCCUUACUGCCAGUCAUCCUCUUUCCUAUGAUGGGCAUUAUGAAGGGUGGAGAUGUCAGUAUUGAGUAUCUGAAAGACUCGAACAUGCUGUUCAUCGGAGGUCUGCUGGUGGCCAUCGCGGUCGAACACUGGAACCUCCAUAAACGAAUCGCUCUCCGGGUUUUGCUGCUGGUUGGUGUUCGUCCAUCGCUGUUAAUGAUUGGCUUCAUGAGCGUCUCGGCAUUCCUGUCCAUGUGGAUCAGCAACACAGCCACCACAGCCAUGAUGCUACCCAUCGCACACGCUGUGCUACAGCAGCUGAAAGAUACAGAGACCCAGGCAAAUGAGCGUGAUCUCCAGGCCCAAGCUGCGGACAACCACGCAUUUGAGCUGGAAGUUCAAACCAAGCCGGAGAUGAUACACGAAAGAGACACACAGGUUCCUGUGUAUGUACAUGACACACAGCGAGAGUUCAGAGAAAAAGCCAUAGAAGCGAAGUAUGACCUUCUGACCAAAGGGAUGAGUCUUAGUGUGUGUUACUCUGCCAGCAUUGGAGGCACUGCCACGCUCACAGGGACCACGCCUAAUCUCAUCCUCAAGGGCCAAAUGGACGAGAUCUUCCCUAACAAUACUGACGUGAUCAACUUUGCCAGCUGGUUUGGCUUUUGCUUUCCCAGCAUGGUGCUCAUGCUGGUGCUCGCCUGGUUCUGGCUUCAUUUUAUGUUCCUGGGCUUCAAUUUGAAGAAGUCAUUUGGCUGUGGUGAGAAAAGUGAAAGCGACAGAGCGGCAUACACAGUGAUGAAAGUGGAGUACAAGAAGCUGGGACGUAUCAAGUUUGCAGAGGUGGCGGUGCUCGUCCUCUUUAUCUUGCUCGUGCUUCUGUGGUUUACCAGAGAGCCGGGCUUCAUGCCUGGCUGGGCCACAGUGCUGUUCAAUAAGGAGGCUGCGUUUGUGACAGACGGAACGGUUGCCAUCCUAAUGUCAUUGCUCUUCUUCGUCAUCCCCUCUCAGGUGCCGUUUAGCAAUUACGGAUACACAAAUGAAGGUAAGAGGAUAAAGGCUCCACCGGCUCUGUUGACCUGGAAUGUGGUUCAUGAACGAAUGCCCUGGAAUAUAGUGCUGCUGUUGGGAGGAGGUUUUGCUCUUGCUGCUGGCAGUGAGGCAUCAAAUCUAUCCAAGUGGUUGGGAGAAAACCUGUCACCUCUUCAGAAUAUUCCCCCCUUUGCUAUCUCACUGGUGCUUUCCCUACUUAUUGCCACAUUCACCGAGUGCUCCAGUAACACAGCUACCACCACCCUGUUCCUGCCCAUAUUGGCGUCAAUGGCCCAAAAUAUUAAGCUCCACCCACUCUACGUGAUGCUGCCCUGCACUAUUGCUGCCUCUCUGGCCUUCAUGCUACCUGUGGCCACACCACCCAAUGCCAUUGCCUUUUCUUUUGGAAACCUCAAAGUCCUAGAUAUGGUGAAAGCUGGUUUCAUGCUCAACAUCAUCGGGAUCCUGUGCAUUAAUUUAGCCAUCAACACCUGGGGAAGAGCCAUGUUUAACUUGGACACUUUUCCAGAUUGGGCCAACACUACAAAUAGUAAACCUUGAAUUUGUUUACAGCCUGUAAAAAAACAAAUCCAAUUCUACAGUCACACAAGAAGACACUGAACAAAGUAUCACAUUUUCCAACUUCUUCUUCAAACCAAUGAGGAAAAAGCUCAGAAAUCCACUGUGUGAGGUAAAACUUUUCUACCUUUGGCAGACAAUAGUUUGUUGUUGUUGCAGGAUACCAUUACUCAUGGUAUCCUGCUCAGGAAAGCUACAUAAGAAUGUUUUCAGGUCCUUUAAAAAGAAGAAGAAAAAAGUCAUAGCAGAGUUUUUCCACUCUCACUGAAGACAAAUAAGUUAAAGAUUAAAUGACAAUUUAAAUUUGGUUAUAGAAAGAGCAAUCAAAGAUUUUCACUUGCAGCUGAAACAAACUUUAAGCUCUAUCAGACUAUUAUAUACAGACCCUCUUUGAGGACUUCCUUUGAGGACGUCAUUUCAGUGACAGAACCAAAGAAAGUGUUUAAACCAGGUUAUUUGCUCAUACACUUUUCAAUGAAUUUGUUAUCUUAUCAGUCUGUGUAUCAUUUACUGAUAAUGCAUGCAUUAUCUGCAGCAUAGUUACCUUUGAAAGGCAAAAAUGAAAACUAAUUCAUGGUGUCAGUUAACUUAUUACUGUGGUCAUUUUGUUGGACUUUUUUUUGGGUGUCAUAUUUAAUUUUAUAUGUGUUUUUGUCACAACUUCUUUUCAUAAGGAGGAAUUUUACUUAUUUUAUCAUUUAUAAUUACCAAUGUGACCUUUUUCUGGUUGUGAUUGUUUAUAUAACAAUUCAUAUAAUAAUAAUAAUGGAAGUGCUCUAAUUUCUUGCUAAGAAAACUGCAGGUUCAAAUUUUGUUCAGACUCCCGGAUGAGCCCCCAAAUGUGUUAUGGACAAAAAAGUACAACGGAAACUUAGCAAAACCUAUUUAGAAGCAGAAUGUCAAAAUCCACCUUACAGCAACUUACUUAUUACAUGUUACAUCUUCUUGUUGUGUUGGCUAUCUAAAGUGAGGUUGGGCAUUUAAUUUUCCCAAGCGGUCAUAUGAGAAACUGGGACUGUUGUGACAGGAUACACCAAUAACCUAAAUUUAAAGUAAUAGUGAGCAGAAUUGAUAUCAGCUGUUUAUGCAGCCUUCUACAACAGUCCCAGUUUCUUAUGUGCGCCCUAGGAAACACAAAUGACCUACCCCUGAUCUGAAAUGUAGAAAGUUAAACAGAUUUUUGGUGAGCUGAAGCCAUUUUUAUUACCCUGCUAAAACACCCAAUGAAAUAAAUGCAUUGCUUUUCAUGCUUAAAAAAAAAGCAGAGAAGCUAGAUAUACUGUAAUGCAGGGGUCGGCAACCUUUCUGAUGACGAGUGCCAUCUAAAAU